Closterium sp. Naga37s-1 is the source of this 180-nucleotide messenger RNA. The record is from the annotation of a GenBank genome assembly. Lineage: Eukaryota; Viridiplantae; Streptophyta; Zygnematophyceae; Desmidiales; Closteriaceae.
AUGGCUGCGCCACUCACUUCCUCGUGUCUCCCGACCUCCGUCCCCGCGGCCGUCCUUCCACGUGCAACCCACCGCGCUUCUCUCGUCGCCCCUCCCCCGUUGUCAUGCGUCGGUCGUACCACCCGUUCCUUUCGCGGCACCCGCCUACCCACUGCGCCCGCGUCUCCACCCGCUGCGUCC